AAACUUGAUUCACGACAUUUCCUUGCCUUGAAUGUUGAGACAGAUGUCUGUCACACAAAUCUGCUCUUCUGUUUACGGAGAGCCUAUUAUGUAGAGUUAUUUAAUGCCUGACACACAAUCGCGCUUUGGCUUUUACGGAGCGCCUGUUAUUUAGUAUUAUUUUAUUUAUCCGGACUUACACAGCCAAUUUCACAGGAGCUUCUGUAAUCUUUAGCUUUAAUGGAAGCUUGCUCUUCUCAUGCAUGUCGCGGGUUCAAUUCCUUGUAUCAGAGUUGACGAGGUACACAUAUAUACACAGCUUCCUUGUGAAAUGUAUAGAUACUUUGAGAUGUAAUGUGAAUGAAUCUUGUUAUUGUGAGGGUUUGAGGUUGGCUUUUCUUGAUUGAGGGACAUUGUGGAAAUGGAAUGCUUUUUCUGAAUCCUGGCGUUGGAAAUGAGAUUGUCAAGUCUGAAGAUAAGGCUGGGAAAAUUAGAGAGCUCAUCAUCAAGAUUUUAAAUAAUCUCUCUGUAUAUCUGGAAGUUUGAAAGACAGAGUCCGAUAAAUAAUUUUUGAGCUUGUAGACAUUGAAAUUCUUCUAUUCUAUUAUUUCGUUAUAGAGGUCAGUUGUACUGAUUUCAGUCCAGAUUUUGUGCCUGACUUCCUUUUAUUGUACGCUGUUUCAUUAUUUGAUUGUAAGUUCCCUGUUCCAUAAUGAAAUGCUUAUCUGUUUAGACUUCUUCGUUUCUGUAUAGAAAAUGCUCUUAUCCGCUCCUGGGAUGCAUAGAAUAUUCAUAUCCUCUCUUAUUAUAGCAAAGGUGAAGGUCGUUAAGCUAACGGACCGUUCAUGCGUUGAGACCCUCUCUUAGUAGAAGAGCUUUUUUGAACUCGUUAAUCUGUUGUUAUAAUUCCUCUUUGACGCUGCCCAUAUACUUUUCUCACAUCUAAGUUUCUGUAUAUUUUACUUCCCUCUGUUUUCUGUCCACGUGCCGUAAGUGGGCUUGAAUUCGGUAAAAUAGAAGUGCCAUUUCUUUUCUACAUGAUUUCGCCAUUGUAUUCUAAAUUUGUUAUUCAAUAUUUAUUUUGAUAUCUUGCUUAGUGUUUGGGCAUUUGUUCCAGCUAUUCGUCCAUCUGCUAUUGUUUUGUUUCGUCCACGUGCCUUUUCUCUCCGUUGUUAUAUUUCAUCCAAUUGCCUUUUCUCCUGUGUAAUUAUUCUUCAAAAAUGAAUGGGCGGAGGGCAGACAAUUGGGAUGGAAAUUUAGAUACAAAUUGUGUCAGGGUUCUGAAACAUCAAAAUAUCCAGAAAAGGUGGAGCACCAACCUGAAAUUUAAUUGUGUCCUUUCAUAACUGGCCAAAUGGAUAAGGUUGAAGAUGAAGAGAUGCAUUCCGAGCAGGCAAAGGUAUGUGAAUUUUACGGCCUCGAGAGCCCAGGCGAUCCUGAUGGUGCUGGGCAAAUUUAUCCCUUACAGAGCCCUCCUGAGCCACACAGCAGUGCAAGAAACUUAUCUUCAAUUAAGCCGGACGAAAACCAGUUUGGUUUUAUCGAGCGUGGCUCGAACCUAGGUCUCAAAGAAGACGAAACAGAGUCGGGUGGUGUGACUCUGAGACAAUGGCUGACAAGGCCACAUAGGAUUGUGAAUAGAUUUCAAUGCCUGCUCAUAUUUGCGCAGGUGGUAGAGGUCAUAAAUGCUGCACAUUCUCGAGGACUGGUCCUGGAAAACUUACGACCCUCAUGCUUACGGAUAUCUUCUUUCAGUCGAGUUUCCAUAACUGAAUUUGUAAAGAGUUCAGAAAACAUUGUUUACAAUGGAAGGGUUCAAGGGCAUGCACAACCAGAUCGAAGCAGGGCAGUGCAAAAGUCUAGCCGUGAUUUUGGACAAUACCGAAGAGGACACCAAACAUUAAACCUGAAUGCUUAUUAUGAUGGGAAUCAUGAUAAGAAUGCUACUUCAGUUGCAAUGGCAUCUUCUUCCCGUGCAAUGCUUAUGAAAAAAAGUCCAGAAGCAAGGGACAUGGAGGUUGAACAUGAUGAAGAAAGCAAUCCAGAGAAAUAUGGCUCCUUUCAACCAAAUCAAAUUUCGCAUAUGGAGCUUACUUGGUAUACCAUUCCAGAGGAACAAAUGGGGGUACCCCGCUCAUUUUCUUCAAAUGUAUACUCUCUGGGACUUCUCUUUUUUGAGCUAUUCUGUACAUUUAGCUCAGACGAGGAGCAAUGGAGAAUCAUGUCAGAUUUAAGGCAUCGCAUACCACCUCCUCACUUGCUUCGGAAGUGGCCUAAGGAGAUUACAUUUUGCUUAUUGUUGCUUCACCCCGAACCAAACCAACGCCCAAAACUAAGUGAAGUAUUGCAAAGUGAAAUCAUGAACGAAGCUAGAGAGAUUCUUUUGGAAUGGAAAGCAGCUGGGAAGUUACAGGAGGAAAUAGCAGAUAGAGAAUUAUUGCUGGAUUUUCUGAUUCAAGUUCAACAGCAGAAGCAAGAAACAGCUGAAAAGUUGUAUGAGGCAGUUGCUUGUGUGACAUCAGACAUUGAGGUUGUUCUGCAUCAGCAGUCUUCUCUAAAGCAUAAAGGUGUAAAACCUUUUGACUUUACAAAAGAAAAGCUUCUGCUAAAAAGGGGUAAGAAACCUAGCUGUUUAUCUCCCCAUAUUGAACAAAAUGAUGGAACAAAUAUCACCAAUCGAACCAAUAUGCUGAAUAUUUUUCCAGAUAAAACUGGAAAAACAAUUAUGCUUGGAAAACGGUUUCAGAAAGGAUGCGAAAAUGAUGGUAUGAAUAUUGGGAAGAAGCUGGGAAAGUCAAAUUUGCAAAGUGAGAGUAAAGGAGAUUUUAUAGAGAGAAGUGAUCGCAUGCUGAAAGAUUUCAAGGAAUUAGAGAAAGUCUACUUUUCGACCAGAGGCAUGGAAAAGCAGCUUGCAAGUGAUUCGUCAGGAAAAUGCUUUAAAAGUAGCUUGGGGCAAGGACCUGUAAUUAGGACUGGAGGAUCCAAUAUAAGCCUGGUGAACAGCCUAGCUAGUAUUUCACAUCCAAGUGGAGGAAGUAAGACCGGUCGGCUUGGCUCUUUCUUUGACAGCUUGUGCAAAUACUUGCGGUUCAGCAAAUUUAAAGUCAAAGCAACUUUAAGGCAAGGGGACUUGCUCAACUCUUCUAGUUUAGUUUGUUCCCUAAGCUUUGACCGAGAUAAAGAGUACUUUGCAACUGCAGGUGUAAGCAAGAAAAUCAAAGUGUUUGAUUGUGAUACAGUUUUGGAUGAGGUUCUGGAUAUACAUUAUCCCGUUACUGAGAUGACAAGCAGAUCAAAACUAAGCAGUAUAUGUUGGAAUAGCUAUAUAAAAAAUCAGAUUGCAUCGAGUUGCUUUGAUGGUAUGGUACAGCUAUGGGAUAUUACUAGAAACCAGGCAAUCAUGGACUUUGAAGAGCACAAGAGGCGAGUUUGGUCAGUUGACUUUUCUCAAACUGAUCCAAGACAAUUGGCCAGUGGGGGUGAUGAUUGUUAUGUAAAGCUUUGGAAUAUCAAUCAGGGAGGAAGCAUUGGUACUGUCAGGACAAAUGCAAAUGUCUGUUGUGUUCAGUUUCCGCCAGAUUCUCCAUAUCUGCUUGCACUGGGAUGUGCAGAUUAUAAAAUCUAUUGUUAUGAUCUUAGAAAUACUAAAAAGCCAUGGUGCUUUUUGGCCAAUCACAAGAGGACUGUAAGUUAUGUCAAGUUUCUUGACUCCUCAAAUAUAGUCUCCGCUUCCACAGACAGCACACUCAAACUUUGGGAUCUUGCACGUAGUACAGGUGGGGUACUUAGCAACCCUGUCCGAACGUUCGCUGCACAUAAAAAUGAAAAGAAUUUUGUUGGACUAUCUGCUGCUGAUGGCUAUAUUGCUACCGGCUCCGAAUCAAAUGAGGUGUUUGUUUAUCAUAGAUCAAUUUCAUUACCCGUUGCAUGUUACAAUUUUAAUUGCAUGGACAUAACAAAUGAUUUCAAGGUAGAUGAUGAUACUGGCCAGUAUGUAUCUUCUGUAUGCUGGAGAGGGCAGUCUCAAACUUUGGUUGCUGCAAAUUCGAAAGGGACCAUCAAAAUUUUGGAGAUGGUUUGACUUUUGAAGUCUCAGUAUCUUUGUACGAUUGGAAACAUGGUGGCAGCUAACUUUCUAACACAUGCAUUGGGUCGAGGUUUAGAGCAAAUCCCUGAAUUUGACCAAGCUUGCUUAAAAACUUCAGGUAAUGUAUCUUGUAAGAAAAGUUGUAAUCUGUCGAACAAAUUCCUGAAAUUGUUCCAUGAAAUACCCAAUAUUCAUUUAUUGGAACAAAUACAAAUUAGUACAAUUCACCAACUCCAAUUGAACAAUUAAUUAUAUCAAUGCACAUUUUUAUGAUUAGAAUCUUCUAUAUUUCUGGAGAAAAAAUGUUUAUUUAAAUACAUGUAAGAAAACAUGUUUAUAUAAAUACAUUUCAAUGAGUCAAUAAAUGCUCAGCCAUUA
Molecule: messenger RNA, 4444 nt
Organism: Cryptomeria japonica (Japanese cedar)
Lineage: Eukaryota; Viridiplantae; Streptophyta; Pinopsida; Cupressales; Cupressaceae
Product: protein SPA1-RELATED 4
Exons: 7
Coding region: 1334-4060 (908 amino acids)
Biological process (GO): photomorphogenesis; protein phosphorylation
Molecular function (GO): protein binding; ATP binding; protein kinase activity
Source: RefSeq, a predicted model, not a curated record